GUUUUAUUUCUUUGAGUCCAUUAAAUUGUUGUUGCGGAUGAACUCCAGCAGGUCGACUUUCUAUUGUUGGUGGCGUCGAAAAACGCGACAAUAAACUAUUACAUUAGAUUCUUUCAGAUCUUGGCGUACUCCAAACAACCAAACUCUUAGAAAAUACAAGAAGUCAUGAAUUUACAAACGCUUUUUCAGGAUUUUAAUCCAAGCAAGUUCCUGGUACAUUCUUGUUUGAUGAUCUUUACUGCUCUUUUUGUAUUACGACUUGAUGGUUUUAUUGUAUGGAACUAUUGGGCAGUAUUUAGCCCAAUAUGGUUUUGGAAAGGUAUGGUGAUCUUAGGUGCUACAGUUGGUAGCUAUGUGUGGUGGAGACAUCCACAUUCACGACUUGAAGGAGAGGCAUAUGUCCAUUACAAAGCAAUGCUUAUUACUUUAGCAUUACAUCUGAUUUUGUUAAUGUUUGAACUUUUAGUCUGUGAUAAACUUGAAUCUGAACGACAUUUAUGGAUUCUUGUGUUCAUACCUUUAAUUUUUAUUUCUAUUGUAUCAAUUGCUGUAUGCAUUUGGGCUGUAAAACAUGAUCGAUCUUUUGAACUUGAACUAUUUUGUGCAGUCAAUAUUUUACAAUUUAUCUUUCUUGCACUUAGAUUAGAUGGUUUUGUUACAUGGAGCUGGGAAGUGGUAUUUGUUCCAUUUUGGGCUCUAUUAUGUUUAUCCCUUGUUGCAGAUUUGUAUGCUAUAGUCUUUGCUGCAGUUUUAUUAAGAACACCUCAAAUUAAUGCAAGACAAAGGAGAACAUCCUUGAAUACAGCAUUAGCAUAUACAUUUUUAGUUGUACCAGUAUUGGUGUUUCAAGUAUUACUGGCAAAUAAAUUAGAUGGUGAUAUUUCUCUUAAUUAUACUACAAUAGCUAUGCCAUUACUAUUAUCUCAUUUAACGCUCAUCUCCAUGUCCUUUGGAGCUAAAGGAGGAAAUCGAUGGUGGUUUGGAAUUAGAAAAGAUUUUUGUCAUUUUCUUUUGGGUCUAUGUCCUUUGUUACAAGAAUAUGGUAAUAUUUCAUAUCAACCAAGAAGUGCUGAAGAUCAUCCAGUUGAUUCAACUGUAUUUGACAAAAAUGAAAAAAAUAUUAAGAAAAUAGAUUUGACAAAACCUGUAGAACCCAUAAUUUCCAUAGACAUGCCUGAUUGAUUAAAUUGUCUUUGAUAGUUAUUCAAAAUUGAAAAUGGAUUUCCAUGCUGAUUUACUGUGAAAUUAUAACUCAGACUCUAUGAUCAAAAUAUUUUUUCUUAGAGGAUCUUAACAAACUAGCAAAUAUUUGUAAGAAGUGAUUCUUUA
Messenger RNA from Ceratosolen solmsi marchali, 1329 nucleotides. RefSeq names its product transmembrane protein 185B. The transcript is spliced from 5 exons. NCBI's taxonomy places the organism in Eukaryota, Metazoa, Arthropoda, Insecta, Hymenoptera, Agaonidae. Bases 166 to 1182 code for a protein of 338 amino acids. The record is from RefSeq and is a predicted model, not a curated record.